Molecule: messenger RNA, 1702 nt
Organism: Apus apus (common swift)
Lineage: Eukaryota; Metazoa; Chordata; Aves; Apodiformes; Apodidae
Gene: MKRN1
Product: makorin ring finger protein 1
Exons: 8
Coding region: 43-1479 (478 amino acids)
Biological process (GO): protein polyubiquitination
Molecular function (GO): ubiquitin protein ligase activity; metal ion binding
Source: RefSeq, a predicted model, not a curated record
UCCCGGAAGUUCCGGUCCUGCCGCUGCCUGGGAUAAACAGAGAUGGCGGAGGCGGUGGCUCUGGGAACAACGGCGGGCGCCGCGGCCGCCGCCGCCACCGCCACCCUGGGGACACCCGCUGCAGCAGCCGCGGGAGCCGCGGCCUUCGACUUCGCGGUGGUGCCGCCGCCCGUCGUGGGGCCGGGAGGAGGCGGCUGGACCAAGCAGGUCACUUGCAGAUAUUUCAUGCAUGGAGUCUGCAAGGAAGGAGAGAACUGUCGCUACUCCCAUGACCUCUCCACUAGUCAGUCUGCCAUGGUGUGCAGGUAUUAUCAGCGAGGAUGCUGUGCUUACGGAGAUCUUUGCAGAUAUGAACAUACCAAGCCACUGAAAGAGGAAGAAGUGACUGAUGUGAAUCCAGAUGCAAAGAUUUAUCCCUCAAUGUCCUCAGACUUCGCAUCACUCCCUGAAACAGUUGAAGAAAUUAUUGCUGAGAUAGAAGAUGAAAAUAUAGAUCUGGCAGCUGCAGGAGUAGGUGCUGAAGACUGGGUGAAUGCUGUAGAGUUUGUCCCUGGGCAGCCAUACUGUGGACGUGCUGCUCCUUCCUGUGCUGAAGCACCCUUGCAGGAAAUGGUGAUUGAGGAAGAAUAUGAAAAGGAGGAAGUAGAUGUGGAGAUAAAGAAGGAGCUGUGCCCCUAUGCUGCAGUAGGAGAAUGUCGUUAUGGGGAAAACUGCGUGUAUAUCCAUGGGGAUGUGUGUGAUAUGUGUGGACUGCAGGUCUUGCAUCCAAUUGAUGCUGCACAGAGAUCUCAGCACAUCAAGUCUUGCAUUGAAGCUCACGAGAAGGACAUGGAGCUUUCAUUUGCCGUCCAGCGUAGUAAAGACAUGGUGUGCGGGAUAUGCAUGGAGGUGGUGUAUGAGAAAGCUAAUCCUAGCGAGCGCCGCUUUGGGAUCCUCUCCAACUGCAGCCACACUUACUGUCUCAAGUGCAUCCGCAAGUGGAGGAGUGCUAAACAGUUUGAGAGCAAGAUUAUAAAGUCCUGCCCAGAAUGUCGGAUCACAUCUAACUUUGUCAUUCCAAGUGAGUACUGGGUGGAGGAGAAGGAAGAGAAGCAGAAACUCAUUCAGAAAUACAAGGAGGCAAUGAGCAACAAGCCGUGCAGGUAUUUUGAUGAAGGCCGUGGGAGCUGUCCGUUUGGAGGGAACUGUUUUUACAAACAUGCGUAUCCUGAUGGCCGCCGAGAGGAGCCACAGAGACCCAAAGUGGGAACAUCAAGUAGAUACCGGGCCCAGCGGAGGAAUCGGUUCUGGGAGUUCAUUGAGGAGCGAGAGAACGGUGAUCCGUUCGAGACCGACGAGGAUGAGGUGGUGACCUUUGAGCUUGGUGAGAUGUUGCUUAUGCUGUUGGCAGCAGGAGGUGAUGAUGAGCUAACGGAUUCCGAGGAUGAGUGGGACUUGUUUCAUGAUGAGCUGGAAGAUUAUUAUGACUUGGAUCUAUAGCACCUGUCAGUGGAGUGUGGACUGUCGUCUUGGCUUCAGGCAGUAGCUAUUACCUGUGGUGUUGUGGCAGUGCCUGUGUUUCUCCUAGGCAGGCCGAUCAAUUCCAGGUGCUGUUGUAAUAACUUUUACCCAGGGUCUGUCUCUUCCCAUCCCUUCCCACCCCAGGAGUGUUGUUUUUUCCUCUGUUAAAACAAAUAACAUGAAAUAAAUCUUUAAAAUGUUA